Spirodela intermedia is the source of this 5244-nucleotide messenger RNA. The record is from the annotation of a GenBank genome assembly. Lineage: Eukaryota; Viridiplantae; Streptophyta; Magnoliopsida; Alismatales; Araceae.
AUGCAACACAGAACGCUGGCUGUGGCCACAGAGCCGCCGGAUCUCGGAAACUCCGCUGCGGACGCUCCUCCUAAGCAGGUGGCGCGGGCAAUGGAUAGGCUAGGACGGGCGGCGCGGUUAGUCGCGGACGUCAGACUCGGUGCUGAUCGCCUCCUAGAGGCUCUUCUCACCGCCGAGGAACCUCGACAGGCUAACAAAUCUGUGCAGUUUAUUCUCAAGGAGGAGGCUUCUAUGCGUCAACAUCUUCAGGAUCUCCGAACUCUAGGUUUUUGCUGAUUCUGCCUUUUAUCGAAUCACUUGAUCAUCUUAGGUCCAUUUUCUCGUUUUGCUGAGCUUUGUUCCUUUUUUUUUACCACCAUCCAUUGGUCCGAGAUUCCAAGCAAGAUGGCUUUCUUCAUUUGUCGUUCUACGGUUUUGCCAACAUACACUUUGUGAUUUAAUUACUUGUAGUUAUCACAGCCAUUGGUUCUUACAAAUUAUUUAGGUUUGAUUGUUUAUAGGUCCCCGCAAAAAAGAUCUUAGACAUUGUUCGAAAAACGUGAUUCAUGCUCUAAUCGUUUAACUUGUGUCUAAUAUUUUUUUUUUUCCCACAAGGCUUAUAGUUUGAUUCUAAACCUUUUGGCAAUGUUGCUGGUAGAAUACUCAACUUUCUGCUUGUGGUUGCUAGGAAGGCAACUGGAGGAAUCAGGAGUUCUCAGUGGCUCUUUGAAAUCACGAGGUAACUCUUGGGGCCUUCACAUGCCCCUUGUCUGUCCAGACGGUGCUGUUGUAGCUUAUGCUUGGAAACGUCAGCUUGCCGGUCAAGCAGGAGCCUCCGCUGUUGACAGAACAAGGUAAGGAAGUAACUGAUUCAGUAUGCUUUUACAAAAUGUGCAGAAGGUAAAUAAUUUUCUCCAAUCUACUGGGCCUAGACAGGAUUAAGUCUGAUUAGGCUACAUUAAAUUUCGCAUUUCACAGAACCAUACAGAGGACUGUGGAGUGGAUUAACGAGCUAAUCUCUGUAUGUCUGAUUAUAACACCUUCAGGUGUACGUUACUUUUUUCCGUCAAUGUGGAAAUAAUGUUUUCGGAAUAAAGAUAUAACAACGCCUUGUGUAUUCUUCUAUAAUUAAAUCUAUAAUUAAUUGAAGAACCUCAUGGUUUGCUGUUACUCUAGAGAUGUUCUGCACAGGUCAUGAUUUGAACCCAUUUGGAAAGAGCGAAAAAAGCUAGAAGACUAGAAAAAACAUUUUAUCUUUCUCUUCUAGUUCUAAGAGUUUCUAAAAAAGAGUAUUGAAUACACCCGUAAAUCUGAGCUUCAUGUCCCAAUAAACAUGUCAAACCAGGGAAAUCACAAUCAGAUUGAAUGGGAUCACAGAGUCUCAGUUCGAAUCUGUGAAAUGACAAUUCUGAUUCCAAAGCGAAACUACACUCAUAUGCGCGAUUGCUUGACCCCAUGAAGAGUUGGUUGGCUCACGUUUGAGGGAUGUGCUGUCGCAGCUCCUUAAGCUGACCCUAGAUCUGUGGGAUAAGACGUGAUGUCACAGUUGAAAAUUCGAACAUUUAUUGCUAUGCUUAUCUAAAUCCUACUACGAGAACUCAAAGAUAAUAGCAAGUUGUCAUCGUAAUUAUACUGCUCUCUUUGGAAAGAUUUUCAUCGUGUCCAUUUUUCAAUGAGAUUGAGAUAACAAACCAAGUGUCAUCCUGACUUUUUCCAGACUACUACAUCAGAGUUGGGUUGGAGAUUAAUUUUCGCGCAAGGCUAUGACUGGAGAAAACAGCCCUGACAUUAACAAUUCGAGAAGAGGAACUUAACCAUUCAAUGUGAGAGGGUUAAAAUGUUUAGCAAGGCAUUUGGCAAAUUGAAGAGGUUUUUCCCUCACUUGGAAGGAGAACUUAAUGGCCCAAUACUUGCUGAAGAGUUUCGAAUUUGACAAAAAAAACGGCUUUUUUGGCUCAAUGCACAAAAGAACAUUAAGUUUAUGGCAGUUCUUGGUUUAAUAUCCUUAUGCAUUAUUUUCCUUUAUCAAUAUUUAGUUUGUUUCUUUGUGUCGUUGAAAUGGAUCACUCUAUCAGGCUCUUAGUUCCCUUUUUGGGAAAAUCCAAUGUGACGGGGCAGGGAUACGAGAAAGUUUGGCCUUUAUAUCGAAAUAAAAAUUCGAUAGAGAGAUAUUGAAUCGGAUCAUCCCCGCUUGGUUGUAAUCCAACCUCAUAAAUUAUGUAGACAAAAGCCUCUGCAGAGUAAUAGCCCUCUAAAAAUCUUUUAUAUGUGACCUGACUAAGUAUAAUUCAUCCAGAGGAUUUUCAUCUUUUAAAAAACCGUUAAGUUCGUACUAGUUGGGUUGUAUCACCAGGAAAAAAAGUAUGCAAGAUUUUGAGUUGGUGCACUGAUAUUUGCUGAACAUAGUUUAUAGUUAUUGCGAAAUUAUUAUAAAAUCUAUUUUCAUUUACCUUUUUAUGAGAAGAGAUCUCACAGCAGCCAUCUUUUAGUGAAAGAAAUCAGUAUUCAGACCUGUUAUAAUUUUUGGCGCUUUGUUAAUAUGGGCAUUUUUCUUCUGCUCCGUAGAUUAGCGCUCAAGGCGUUCAGUGACCAGAAGAGGCGAUAUUUCCCUCACCUAGAAGAUGAACCUGACGGCCAACCAUCAACAGAAGAGUUUGGGGUUCGAAAAAAACUUCAUCACUCUCAGGCAGUGACCUCUAGUCUGAAGGAAAAUCACGUUGAGGGCAGAACUUUGUUUGAUAUCCUUGUUAACUUUUCAAAGGAGGUUCCUGACGUGAGAAUCUCCACUUAUCAACGCAUGGAAUGGUUGAAAAGAGCAUCUUCUAGGGCUCUAUCAGCCGAUGAGAAUCCUAUAGACCCACCCAAGGAUCAGUAUUUUCACAGUUCUGAUAAAUAUAGAGCAGGCUCACUGGAUGUUGCUGCUUCAGGACAAGCGGCUGUCAUAGAAUUGCUGGCACCUUCCAUCUUUAGAGCCAUUUUGUCACUUCAUCCUGCAGGCUCUACCAACCCCGAUGCAGUUGCCUUCUUCUCUCCUGAUGAGGUAAUCUUUUCUAUGACUUGCUGCUAGAAUGCUAUCAUUUAUGGAUAAUCAUUUCUCUUUUAUUUAGCACGAAUCCGGUAAGCUGAGUAUGUUGAAUGAUGGUCACCAAUUUGUUGUAUCCUAGCAAUUGUAGGUUUGCCGUUUCUCUAUGUAGUGAUGUUCACGUUCGAUGGGAUUGAGCUGUAUGCCAAAUGACAUGAGGUAGAGGUAUCUUCAACCUCCAGUUUCCAUUCAGCCAUUUCGGUCUUUAUCCCCCCAAGUAUUUUUCUCCACUGCCGAACAUUAAACCUUUGUCAUAAUCCCCUGUUCCUGUCUAGUCUCGCUAGCUAAUGUUCUAUGUCUGAAGGGGUUUCAUUGCUGCCAUUUGGUGAUGUUCUGUUGUAGUAUCUCGCCAUCACCGUGUCAAUAGAAUCCGUAGAUAAUUUAGGAAUAUAUCUGAAGGAGGAGUCCCUCCACAUUACUGAAUGAAUGGUCUAAAAGUUGUGUGAUCAUAAGUCAAGUGCUCGGUUUGUGCAUCUGCCUGUGAAUCCAUCGAUGCUGAAUACGAAGUUAUUAUUUUCCGGUCGCCUGUGAUGCACCUGAUGUAUUUGACCUGUGUUUGCAUUUGUCUCUUCUUUAAGUAGUGAUGCGAUUUCGGUCUUUCUUGCAAAACUGGAGCUAUCUCCCAGCAUGUGGUUGGCUUGUUUCUAGGUCACGUCUAAGGGCUAUUACAUUGUCUGGGUUAGUUAGCUGUAUUGAUAAUGAUAUGCUUGGAUGAUGCCCCCUUAAAAUGUCAGGUUCUUUACCUCUGUCAGAUCAAAAUCGUAGGGAAUUAAUUUUUAAAAUGCUGACACCAAGCAAUCACCCAUUUUCUCCAAAACUCAGGUACUGCUGAUCGAGACAUGAGAACCCCCAGCCUGUAUCUUUAAAGAGUGAAUUAUGUUUCAAGCUCGUCCACAAUUGUUUUCUCAGUACUCUCAAAAGACUCAUUCUUCUAUACUCGAUUCCUCUACAUUAGCGAAGCCAAACUCAUGGACACAAUAUCCCUAAAGGUCGCCAUUGCAUCAUUAUUACGUGAUCUGACUCCUUCCUACCACCUGGUUAAUUCUUUUUGCUUAUUUUUCCCCUAGAAUAGAAAGGAAUAUUUUUCCAAUCAUAUUUUUCUCGUGUGUCACUUUCUUUGGGAAGUGAAAGAGGGAGAGAAAUUAUGGUGAAAAAAUUAAGCAUCAAAAGAUGUAGUUAACGAUAUUUCAAGUCAAACUUUCUGAUGUCUUCUAAUGUCACCCUAACAUUAGUACAGAUUCUCUCCUCAUCACUGCAUCUUCUCGCCCUGCAGAUAGAUGGGUUCCAAGAUAGGAAUGCGGAAAAGAAAUUAUACAGCAUCUGAUAAUCCAGUAGAUAUGCCCUCAUUUUUUAUUUCUGUUCGAUCCCCAUAAUUAUUCUGGAUGUAGAUGCCAUUUUCUGAAAAAAAUGGAAACUUAUUAUACCAUGUUUAUACUAAUCAGCGGACUAAAUUUUUCUAGGGAGGCAAUCAUGUUAAUUCAAGAGGCGUAUCAUCUUACCAAGUCUACAGGCACAUCACGGUAUGCAUGUGCUAAUUUUGGGUCAAUUCCGAAUCUACUGUGCAGUGAGUAAACCAACAAAGGUAUUCAAAGGCUGUGUUUCCUUCUUGCAGGAACACGCUGAAAAGACAUCACAGUAUUUCCUGAGUGUAGAACCUGAUGCGGCAUUACCCCGACUUCUGGUAUCUCUUCUCUCUAACGCUGAACUCUAAUUGAAGCAUACAUGAUUGUCUUGAAACGGCAGACAGUACCCUGAUCAUUUAGAAAGAAGAAGAAGAAAACGCUGUAACAGUGCGCUCUAAAUAUCACGUAUAUAUAUACUUUGUAAGGUUUUGCAUGUUUUAUCUCAUAGACUGUGUGGAUUCUAACAGUUUGUCUGUCCUCAUUUUCGCCCUGCAGCGUUGGAUAUGCGGCUACCAGACACUAUUUUCUCAAGCCUGCAGGUGAAGCUCUGGAGACUCAGCUGUAUUAGAAACCCCCCUCGAUUCUUUGUCUUGACAUCGAGCGUUCUUCUCAUGCAGUAAAUGCGGACGACUUCUCACGAAUGAUAGGCUCUUAAACUUGCUCCUCCCCCCCGUCCUUCGGCCUCAUCAACAACAAUUAACUAAGGUUCCGUCUCACAAUGACCAGAAAUCCGAACAGGCCCCUGCGUACCACGUAGGGUGCUACACUGACGAAGUCUAG